Lontra canadensis (Northern American river otter) is the source of this 2538-nucleotide messenger RNA. RefSeq names its product zinc finger protein 233 (gene ZNF233). NCBI's taxonomy places the organism in Eukaryota, Metazoa, Chordata, Mammalia, Carnivora, Mustelidae. The record is from RefSeq and is a predicted model, not a curated record. Gene Ontology annotation, biological process: regulation of immune system process; negative regulation of transcription by RNA polymerase II; regulation of cytokine production.
UCGGGGGAGUCAGCGGUGAGUUUCCCCUUCUACCCACAAGCUGACCCUCCCAGCAAUCCUGUGACAGAAGCACUCUUGCUUUUGCAGCUGACAGAUUUGAGGCACAGAUUUGUUUAAAGUUCACACAGAGGGGCCAUCUGGGCAGGUGCCUACGUCUCAUGGCCUCUCUCUUUGCCGGUUCGGCCUCCCCAGGACUCUGCCCUCUCCCUGAAGCAGCAGGAGAAAAUGACCAAGUUUCAGGAGGCGGUGACAUUCAAGGACGUGGCGGUGGUCUUCACCAGAGAGGAGCUGGGCCUGCUGGAUCCCAUCCAGAGGAAGCUGUACCAGGAUGUGAUGCUGGAAAACUUCAGGAACCUGCUCUCUGUGGGCUGUGAACCCUUCAGAUUAGAUACGACAUUACCGUUGGGGAGAAAAGAGAAGCUUUGGAUGCGGGAGACAGAAACCCAGGGGGGUCGGCGUUCAGGGCUCAGGAAUCGAAAUGAGAUAGAGACUUUUCAAAAAGUAGGACUAAGCUACCUUUUACAUGAAGAUGUUACAUGCUGGUAGUUGUGGGAACAAUUUACAAGUAAAUUAGCCAGAAAUCAAGACUCCAUAAUAAAUCUGCAAAGCAAGAAGUCCAAGUCGCCAAAACAAAGUGGUUCCUCCUGUCAGAUGUGGGCAGGAGAAUCUCCUCUGGUUUCUGAAGGUGAAAACUAUGUAAUAAAACUUCAAGAGAGUUCCAAUAAUAUCAGAAGUCGAGAGUUUCCAAUUAAGAUCACUGGUGAUUUCUGGAAGAAAAUCUGUCUGAGAGAGUCACACAAUUACCAGAGGAGGUGUCGGCAGGUUGACAUAAAAAAUAAACCGUAUAAGUGUGACUGUUUUGUUACGACAAGGACCUCCCAUCAUCAUGAUCAGGAAGAACAUGAAAGCAGGAGGGCUUGUAGCCAUAGUGAUUGUGGAAAAGACUUCACAAGGGAAUCAUGUCAAAAUAGCAUGACCCACUCAGGAGGGAAGCACGAUGUAUGUAGUAAGUGUGGGCAGGACAUCAGUGACAGCUCGGUGUUUUGCAUUUGCCAGAGCAUUCACUCGGGAGAAAUGUGGUGUGAUAUGUGUGGGAAGGGCUCCAGUCAUAGCCUACAUCUCAGCAUUUGCUGUGUAGAUGACACUGGAGAGAAAUCCUCUGAUUGUGAGAUAUGUGAUAAAGGCUUCAAUCAGACAUCACAACUUCAGGCCUAUCAGAGAGCCCAGCCUAGAGACAGAUCCUACAAAUGGGAGGCAUGUGACAGGCUAGUUAAUCAGAAUCCUGGUCCUCUCCAGAGAGUUCACUUGGGAGAGAAACCAUAUAAAUGUGAGGUAUGUGGGAAGGACUUCAGUAAGGCCUCAAAUCUUCAAGCCCAUCAGAGAAUCCACACCAGAGAGAAGCCAUAUAAAUGUGAUGUGUGUGAUAAGAACUUCAGCCGGAAUUCCCACCUUCAGGCCCAUCAUCGAGUCCACACAGGAGAAAAACCAUAAUGUGACACAUGUGGUAAGUACUUCACUCAGAUUUCCCAUCUUCAGGUCCGUCAGACAGUCCACACAGGAGAGAAGCCAUACAAAUGUGAGACAUGUGGUAAGGGCUUUUGUCAGAGUUCCCAUCUUCAAGACCAUCAGAGAAUCCACACUGGAGAGAAACCUUACAAAUGUGAUGUGUGUGGGAAGGGUUUCAGUUGGAGCUCCCAUCUUCAAGCCCAUCAGAGAGUCCAUACGGGGGAGAAACCCUACAAAUGUGAAGAACGUGGGAAAGGCUUCAUCUGGAACUCGUAUCUUCAUGUUCAUCAGAGGAUCCACACGGGAGAGAAACCCUAUAAAUGUGGCAUGUGUGGGAAGAGCUUCAAUCAGACCUCACAUCAAGCCCAUUGGAGAGUCCAUAUGGGAGAUAAACCCUACAAAUGUUUUGACUGUGGUAAGGGCUUUAGUAAAAGUUCAUGUUUUCAAGUUCAUCAGAGAGUCCAUAGUGGUGAUAAAUCCAGUCCAUGUGAUGAGUGUGAUAAAAAUGUUCUUCAGAACGGCGAGAUAGUGUGGCUGCACUUGGGAGACUUGGAAAAGAAAAAGAAUGUGGAGGAUUUGAUUCAGAAGCCCAGGAAGAGAGGUGAGAACAACAAGCGUCUCAGCAUAAUGACCUGGAAAUCCAACCAAAUUGUUGCUUGCAUCAAUAGUUUGUUCGUUGACCUUAAGAAGAAGAGUUAUGUUACCAGCAAAAAUGGGUUUAUUCGGGAAGAGCAGAGAUCGCAGUUUGGGGGCAACAGCAGCAGCAGAAACCACAGGGGACGGGCAGGUGGCCAAAGCAGGGCUUCACGGGAAACGUUUCAAGUCUUCGAGGAUAUCCCAAGAUCCCCCGAGAUGCUUGAGAACAGCAGUUCUGUCUUCCUGACUCUGACCGUCCCCAGAAAAAAAGGAGACAAUGACCGACUUUCAGGAAAGUCAGUUAUGUUUCCCGCUCUUGAAAGUAGCGGCCUCAUGAAGAAAGAACGAAGGGCCCUACAGUGCAACGUCACCGGUUCACCAGGACCUGGAACUUGA